Molecule: messenger RNA, 13757 nt
Organism: Apus apus (common swift)
Lineage: Eukaryota; Metazoa; Chordata; Aves; Apodiformes; Apodidae
Product: teneurin-4
Exons: 26
Biological process (GO): heterophilic cell-cell adhesion; signal transduction; neuron development
Cellular component (GO): membrane; neuron projection
Molecular function (GO): protein homodimerization activity; cell adhesion molecule binding; protein heterodimerization activity
Source: RefSeq, a predicted model, not a curated record
AUUCUCACCUCCUCCCGACAUGACGGUGCUUACAAUGAUGGGCACUUCCUGUUCAAACCUGGAGGCACUUCUCCCCUUUUUUGUACAACGUCGCCGGGAUAUCCCUUGACAUCCAGCACUGUGUACUCACCUCCCCCUAGGCCCCUUCCCAGAAGUACCUUCUCUAGGCCUGCCUUUAAUCUGAAGAAACCCUAUAAGUACUGUAACUGGAAAUGUGCUGCUCUGAGUGCUAUUGUCAUCUCAGUCACACUGGUGAUCCUGCUGGCGUAUUUCAUAGCCAUGCACCUGUUUGGCCUAAACUGGCACCUGCAGCCGAUGGAAGGGCAGAUGUAUGAAAUCACGGAGGACACAGCCAGCAGUUGGCCAGUGCCAACGGACGUCUCCUUAUAUCCUUCGGGGGGCACAGGGUUAGAGUUACCUGACAGGAAAGGCAAAGGAACCAGUGAAGGAAAGCCCAGUAAUUUCUUUCCAGAUGACAGUUUUAUAGACUCUGGAGAAAUUGAUGUUGGCAGAAGAGCCACACAGAAGAUCCCUCCUGGUACCUUUUGGAGAUCUCAGGUGUUCAUCGAUCACCCAGUGCAUCUGAAAUUCAAUGUGUCUUUGGGAAAGGCUGCUCUGGUUGGCAUCUAUGGCAGAAAAGGCCUCCCACCAUCGCAUACACAGUUUGACUUUGUGGAGCUUCUUGAUGGAAGACGUCUGCUGACACAGGAGGCGAGAAGCUUAGAAGGACCUCAGCGGCAACACAGAGCUUUCGUGCCCUUGGCCAGCCAUGAGACAGGGUUUAUCCAGUAUCUAGAUUCAGGAAUAUGGCAUUUAGCCUUCUACAAUGAUGGCAAGGAGUCAGAAGUGGUUUCGUUUCUUACUACUGCUAUUGAAUCGGUGGAUAAUUGUCCCAGUAAUUGCUAUGGGAAUGGAGACUGCGUGUCUGGGACUUGCCAUUGCUUCCUUGGCUUUCUGGGACCUGACUGUGGCAGAGCGUCCUGCCCUGUGCUGUGCAGUGGGAAUGGGCAGUACAUGAAGGGGAGGUGCUUGUGCCACAGCGGCUGGAAAGGAGCAGAGUGUGAUGUCCCAACAAACCAGUGCAUUGAUGUCUCCUGCAAUAACCAUGGCACGUGCAUCAUGGGGACCUGUAUCUGCAACCCAGGGUACAAAGGAGAGAGCUGUGAAGAAGUGGACUGCAUGGAUCCUACCUGCUCGGGACGAGGCGUGUGCGUGAGAGGAGAAUGUCACUGUUCGGUUGGCUGGGGAGGAACAAAUUGUGAGACCCCAAGAGCCACUUGUCUGGACCAAUGCUCAGGUCACGGGACUUUCCUCCCAGACACUGGACUCUGCAGCUGUGAUCCCAACUGGACUGGACACGAUUGCUCAAUCGAGAUUUGCGCAGCGGACUGCGGAGGACACGGCGUUUGUGUUGGAGGCACCUGCCGCUGCGAGGAGGGCUGGAUGGGCACAGCCUGUGAUCAGAGAGCGUGUCACCCACGCUGCAAUGAGCACGGGACAUGCCGGGAUGGCAAGUGUGAAUGCAGCCCGGGCUGGAACGGAGAGCACUGCACUAUUGAGGGAUGCCCUGGCUUGUGUAAUGGCAAUGGCAGAUGCACUCUGGACAUGAAUGGCUGGCACUGUGUCUGCCAGCUGGGCUGGAGAGGAGCGGGCUGCGAUACCUCCAUGGAGACGGCGUGUGGCGAUGGGAAGGACAACGAUGGAGAUGGCCUGGUGGAUUGCAUGGACCCAGAUUGCUGCUUGCAGCCCCUGUGCCACGUCAAUGCGCUGUGCCUGGGCUCCCCAGACCCCCUGGAUAUCAUCCAGGAGACACAAGCCCCUGUCUCCCAGCAGAGCUUGCAUUCGUUCUACGAUCGGAUCAAGUUCCUGAUUGGCAAGGACAGCACCCAUGUCAUCCCAGGAGACAAUCCCUUUGAAGGAGGACAUGCGUGUGUGAUUCGAGGCCAGGUGAUGACAGCAGAUGGGACCCCUCUAGUUGGAGUGAACAUCAGCUUUGUCAACAAUCCUCUCUUUGGAUACACAAUCAGCAGACAAGAUGGCAGCUUUGACCUCGUAACCAUUGGUGGCAUCUCCAUUAUCCUGCACUUUGAGCGGGCUCCCUUCAUCACCCAGGAGCACACGCUGUGGCUGCCAUGGGAUCGUUUCUUCGUGAUGGAAACCAUAGUCAUGAGGCAUGAAGAGAAUGAGAUCCCAAGCUGUGACCUCAGUAACUUUGCCCGGCCCAACCCUGUGGUCUCCCCAUCUCCUCUGACGGCUUUUGCAAGUUCCUGCUCGGAGAAAGGUCCUAUUAUUCCUGAAAUCCAGGCUCUACAGGAGGAGAUUAAUGUUUCUGGUAGUAAAAUUAAAGUGAGUUACCUGAGUAGUCGCACAGCUGGCUACAAAUCAGUCCUGAGGAUCAGCAUGACCCACCCCACCAUCCCCUUCAACCUCAUGAAAGUCCAUCUCAUGGUGGCCGUUGAGGGACGCCUCUUCAGAAAGUGGUUUGCAGCUGCUCCAGACCUGUCCUAUUAUUUCAUCUGGGAUAAGACAGAUGUUUACAGCCAGAAGGUGUAUGGGCUCUCAGAAGCCUUCGUUUCUGUAGGUUACGAGUAUGAAUCCUGUCCUGACUUGAUCCUGUGGGAGAAGAGGACAGCUGUGCUUCAGGGUUAUGAAAUUGAUGCUUCCAAACUUGGAGGAUGGUCCCUGGACAAACAUCAUGCCCUCAACAUACAAAGUGGCAUCUUGCAUAAAGGAAAUGGGGAAAACCAGUUUAUUUCCCAGCAGCCGCCUGUAAUCGGAAGCAUUAUGGGCAACGGCCGCAGACGUAGCAUUUCUUGUCCAAGCUGCAAUGGUCUUGCAGAUGGGAACAAACUCCUGGCUCCUGUUGCCCUAACAUGUGGAUCUGAUGGAAGUCUUUACGUUGGAGAUUUCAACUACAUCCGAAGGAUCUUCCCCUCUGGCAAUGUCACCAACAUACUGGAGCUGAGAAAUAAAGAUUUCAGACAUAGCCACAGCCCAGCUCAUAAGUAUUACUUGACCACAGAUCCAAUCACUGGCUCCAUCUACCUCUCUGACACCAACAGCCGACGUAUCUAUAAAAUCAAGUCAACCACGUCAGUGAAAGACAUCGUGAAGAAUUCAGAGGUCUUGGCUGGAACUGGGGAUCAGUGCCUCCCGUUCGACGACACCCGCUGUGGAGAUGGAGGCAAAGGCACUGAUGCCACCCUUACCAACCCCAGGGGCAUCACAGUGGACAAGUUUGGGUUGAUUUACUUUGUGGAUGGCACUAUGAUCAGGCGGAUUGAUCAGAAUGGGAUUAUCUCAACUGUGUUGGGUUCCAAUGACUUGACAUCUGCUCGGCCUCUCAGCUGUGACUCUGUCAUGGACAUUUCUCAGGUUCGUCUAGAAUGGCCCACAGACCUGGCAGUCAAUCCGAUGGAUAAUUCGCUCUACGUCCUCGACAACAACGUUGUGUUACAGAUCUCUGAGAACCACCAGGUGCGCAUCGUGGCAGGGAGGCCCAUGCACUGCCAGGUGCCAGGCAUGGAUCACUUUCUCCUUAGCAAGGUGGCAAUCCAUGCCACCCUGGAGUCUGCUACUGCCCUGGCCGUCUCGCACAACGGGGUCCUGUAUAUUGCUGAGACUGACGAGAAGAAGAUCAACCGCAUCAGGCAGGUCACCACCAACGGGGAGAUUUCUCUUGUCGCUGGUGCCCCGAGCAGCUGUGACUGCAAGAAUGAUGCUAAUUGUGACUGCUUCUCAGGGGACGAUGGCUAUGCCAAGGAUGCCAAACUCAACGCCCCGUCCUCCCUCGCAGUGUGUGCGGAUGGGGAGCUGUACGUGGCUGACCUUGGAAAUAUCCGCAUCCGCUUCAUUCGGAAAAACAGACCAUUCCUCAACACACAAAACCUGUAUGAGUUAUCCUCGCCCAUAGACCAGGAGCUCUACUUGUUUGACACCAGUGGUAAGCACCUUUAUACUCAGAGCCUCACCACUGGAGAUUAUCUUUACAAUUUUACUUAUUCUGGAGAUGGAGAUAUAACCCUCAUCACUGACAAUAAUGGCAACUUAGUCAAUAUCCGAAGAGAUUCCACGGGGAUGCCCCUCUGGCUGGUAGUGCCUGAUGGUCAAGUCUACUGGGUGACAAUUGGUACCAACAGUGCACUCAAGAGUGUGACAACACAGGGGCAUGAAGUGGCCAUGAUGACAUACCACGGCAACUCCGGUCUCCUUGCCACCAAAAGCAAUGAAAAUGGUUGGACAACGUUUUAUGAGUAUGACAGCUUUGGGCGGCUGACCAACGUGACCUUCCCUACUGGCCAAGUGAGCAGCUUCCGCAGCGAUACUGACAGCUCCGUGCAUGUCCAGGUGGAAACCUCCAGUAAGGAUGAUGUUACAAUAACAACCAACUUGUCAGCAUCAGGAGCUUUCUACACCCUGCUCCAAGACCAAGUCCGAAACAGCUACUACAUCGGUGCUGAUGGUUCUCUCAGGCUGAUGCUCGCGAACGGCAUGGAGGUGGCCCUGCAAACUGAGCCACAUCUGCUGGCUGGCACUGUCAACCCCACGGUGGGGAAGAGAAAUGUCACCCUGCCCAUUGACAACGGCCUCAAUCUCGUGGAGUGGAGGCAGAGGAAGGAGCAAGCGAGAGGGCAGGUCACUGUCUUUGGACGUCGGCUGAGGGUUCAUAACAGAAACCUGCUGUCCCUUGACUUUGAUCGUGUGACAAGGACAGAGAAGAUCUAUGAUGACCAUCGCAAGUUCACGCUCCGCAUCCUCUACGACCAGGCAGGGAGGCCCAGUCUCUGGUCACCCAGCAGCAGACUGAACGGGGUCAAUGUCACCUAUUCCCCUGGAGGACACAUUGCAGGGAUUCAGAGGGGCACAAUGUCAGAAAGGAUGGAGUAUGAUCAGUCUGGCAGAAUUACAUCCAGGAUCUUUGCUGAUGGCAAAUCAUGGAGCUACACUUACUUGGAGAAGUCCAUGGUGCUGCUCCUUCACAGCCAGAGACAGUACAUCUUUGAGUUUGAUAAGAACGACCGGUUGUCAUCAGUGACCAUGCCCAACGUUGCCCGUCAGACUUUAGAAACCAUUCGUUCCAUCGGUUACUACAGGAACAUCUACCGGCCACCCGAAGGCAACGCCUCAGUAAUUCAGGAUUUCACAGAGGACGAGCAGCUCCUCCACACUUUGUACCUGGGGACAGGCAGACGUGUCAUCUACAAGUACGGAAAGUUGUCCAAGUUGGCCGAGAUGCUCUAUGACACCACAAAGAUCAGUUUCACCUAUGACGAAACCGCCGGGAUGCUGAAGACCAUCAACCUGCAGAAUGAGGGGUUCACCUGUACCAUCAGGUACAGGCAGAUAGGACCUCUCAUUGAUCGGCAGAUUUUCCGCUUCACCGAGGAGGGGAUGGUGAACGCGCGCUUUGACUAUAAUUACGACAACAGCUUCAGGGUGACCAGCAUGCAAGCAGUCAUCAACGAGACACCUUUACCCAUUGACCUCUACAGGUAUGAUGAUGUGUCAGGCAAAACGGAGCAGUUUGGUAAAUUUGGAGUCAUUUACUACGAUAUCAACCAGAUUAUCACCACUGCUGUCAUGACUCACACUAAACAUUUUGAUGCUUACGGGAGGAUGAAGGAGGUCCAGUACGAGAUAUUCCGGUCGCUGAUGUACUGGAUGACCGUCCAGUAUGACAACAUGGGGAGAGUGGUUAAGAAAGAGCUGAAGGUUGGCCCUUAUGCAAACACAACUAGGUACUCCUAUGAGUAUGAUGCUGAUGGCCAGCUGCAGACAGUGUCUAUCAAUGACAAACCACUCUGGCGUUACAGCUACGACCUAAAUGGAAACCUCCAUUUGUUGAGUCCAGGGAAUAGUGCCCGCCUUACGCCGCUCAGGUACGACCUCAGGGACAGGAUCACCAGACUGGGGGAUGUGCAGUACAAAAUGGAUGAAGAUGGCUUCCUGAAGCAAAGAGGCAAUGAUAUUUUUGAGUACAGUUCAGCUGGUCUGCUCAUCAAAGCCUACAAUAAAGUUAGUGGGUGGAGUGUUAAAUACCGCUAUGAUGGGCUAGGAAGGAGAGUCUCCAGCAAAGCCAGCCAUGGCCAUCACUUGCAGUUCUUCUAUGCAGACCUGACCAACCCAACCAAGGUCACCCAUUUAUACAACCACUCAAGCUCUGAGAUCACCUCCCUCUACUAUGACCUCCAAGGCCACCUCUUUGCGAUGGAGCUCAGCAGCGGUGAUGAAUUCUACAUAGCCUGCGAUAACAUUGGCACUCCUUUGGCUGUCUUCAGUGGGACUGGCUUAAUGAUUAAGCAGAUACUGUACACAGCAUAUGGGGAGAUCUAUAUGGACACCAAUCCCAACUUCCAGAUCAUCAUCGGCUACCACGGAGGACUCUAUGACCCCCUCACAAAACUUAUCCACAUGGGACGGAGAGACUAUGAUGUGCUGGCGGGUCGGUGGACGAGUCCAGACCAUGAUAUGUGGAAGCAUCUGAGUAGCAAUAACAUAAUGCCUUUCAACCUAUAUAUGUUCAAAAACAACAAUCCCAUUAGCAACUCUCAGGAUAUCAAAUGUUACAUGACAGAUGUCAACAGCUGGCUGCUCACCUUUGGGUUCCAGCUACACAACGUUAUCCCUGGCUACCCUAAGCCAGACAUGGAUGCGAUGGAGCCGUCCUAUGAGCUAAUCCACACGCAGAUGAAAACCCAAGAAUGGGACAACAGCAAGUCAAUCCUGGGGGUCCAAUGUGAAGUGCAGAAGCAGCUGAAGGCCUUUGUCACUCUGGAGCGCUUCGAGCGGAUCUACAGCUCCAGCGUCGCCGGGUGCUGGCAGGUCAAGAAGAACAAGAACUUUGCCUCUGGAGGCUCCAUCUUCGGCAAAGGUGUCAAGUUCGCCAUGAAGGAUGGGCGCGUGGCCACUGACAUCAUCAGCGUGGCCAACGAGGACGGUCGGAGGAUUGCGGCCAUCCUGAACAAUGCCCAUUACCUGGAGAACUUGCACUUCACCAUCGACGGGGUGGACACGCACUAUUUCAUUAAGCAAGGGCCAUCGGAGGGCGACCUCUCCAUCUUGGGCCUCAGCGGCGGGCGGAGGACCCUGGAGAACGGCGUGAACGUGACGGUGUCCCAGAUCAACACAGUGCUAAGUGGAAGGACUAGACGUUACACGGACAUCCAGCUCCAGUAUGGUGCACUGUGUCUAAACACUCGCUACGGGACCACCUUGGACGAGGAGAAGGCCCGUGUCCUGGAGCUGGCGAGACAGCGCGCUGUCGCCCAAGCUUGGUCCCGGGAACAGCAGAGACUGCGGGAUGGGGAGGAGGGUAUUCGCUCGUGGACAGAAGGGGAGAAGCAGCAAGUGCUCAACACAGGCCGGGUACAGGGCUACGAUGGCUAUUUUGUGAUCUCAGUGGAGCAGUACCCCGAACUCUCAGACAGCGCCAACAACAUCCACUUCAUGAGACAGAGCGAAAUGGGCAGAAGGUGACAGAGAGGGUUGAUGCGGUGACUUCUUGCCAAAGACAGCUACUCUUUUGUGGCCACUUACCUGACUGUGUUGUACUCAAUCCUUUUUCUAAGCUGAACAAGGCGGGGAGGGCGGGGGGGGAGGAAAAUAGAAGGAAUAAUACGGUUGCACUGUAACUCAUGCAACAUAGUUAUUUUUUUUCCCUCUUUAAUUUGGCCUUCAUGCAUUUUAUUUUAUUAUUUUUUUUUGCAACCAACAGAAGAUAUAUUUUGCCGUAGUGUGAUCACAGUGAAAUUGUCUCUUGUCCUUUUUUUUUCUUUCUUUUUUUCUUUUUUAUUUUGGUUGUUGUUGUUGUUGUUGGGUUCCCCCCCCCCCUUUUGUGAGGAAUUUGAAGUGCGGAGUCGUCAACGUACGUCCUUAGGUGUGAAGUGCAAAAUGGGUGUCUGUGCUAACUUGUGUCAUCCUAACCCUUUCUGGUUUGGGGCAGGGACAGAUAGCCUUCCACCCGAAACACAGGGAGUCCAAGGUGUGCCAGAGAGCUCUUCCUGAGGAGAAAGGAGAUGGAAGACGACACUGAUUCCAAUACUCCGAAAGUGACCGUCCGAAUCAUGUGCCUCAAAAGAGACCUUACAAGUAGUUUUCAUGUUUCACUUGGGACAUAAAGUGGUUUUUUGAGGGCUCCUGCUGAGCAGAAGUAGAUUAUAGAGGCGAAGGAGCUGAUUAUAUUUACUUGCAAGAUGAUUCUCUUCCUUCCUGAACUGGAAUUAAAAAAAAAAAAAAAAAAAGAAGAAAAAAAAAGAGAAAAAUACUUUUUUUUUUUCAUUAUGAGAGUAGAUACUUUUUGGGUUUUUUGUGUGUGCACAAAUCCUGGUUUUAGUUAAAAUAGCAAAAGCCAAGAAAGGGACUCCUGCUCUAUUGAGAAAAGCUAAAAUAAAUCCUCUCUCAUAGCUGUUCUAUAGGUGGAUUUAAUGCACCCAUGUUGUACAUUUGCUAAUGGCAUAACUUCAUUAAAUGUAUAGUGUUUCAGUACAUGAGGCUACGUGUUUAACAGUCCACUGUGCUGUAUCUGAUAAAACCAGUUAAUUUUUAGGAAGCUGAUUUGAAUUUAAAAGUAGUUAUAGUAUCCCAGUGACAUAACACUGAAAAUCAGAGCAAGCCAAACCUUGCUUUUCCUGAUUCUGGAGCUUGUAUUUAUUGGCUGGGAAAUGCAGUUUUGAGUAGCAUGCUGGCAAGUCAUUUAUGACUAUGGCACAUAAAUGUCUCCUGGGGACUUUGGCAGCAGGGAUUUUAAAAUGUUUAAUAAGUAGCAACAGCUUGUGCAUGGUGGGAUGAGAAGGGGAAUAUUGGAAUCAACCCUCUCACUGUUUCUUACAUGAGCUCAAAUCAAAUGGAGAGCCCAGUUGACUGUUAGCAGUGAAGAAGAGGGAGGUCAAAUGGAAAUGCCCACUACAGAGGGGACCAAGUGCUUUAGUAAGAAACUGCUGACAAAGUUGCUCAGCAUGCUAAUGUAAUUUGUAUUCACAUAACCUCUGUGAUCUAGUAUUUGCAAGAGUCCUUGAAAUUCAAGGGAACAAGGAGUGAGCUUAGCAUCCUUGUGAAACAGCCUUGUGGUAGCAAGGCCCUUCCUGCUGGCAGAGGUGUCACCCUACCUCUCGCUGCAGCUCUGGCUGGAGAUGGCCCACCUUGGUCCCAAACAGACUUACCCAUCCCACUGACACCUGCAUGUAUCCUGACUCUAAGAGCUCUCAACCUGUCUCUCUGAGAACAUCUCAGUCCUGAUUAUUUUUAAUAUAUAUAUUUUUUUAGUCCAUCCCCUUCAGUUUUUGCUUCCUGAUUCUGCAGAGAGAUAAACUGAGACCUGCAAAUCCAUGCCAAGGCUGGUUCCUUACUAGGAUCCCUUCAACAGACCCAUGUCCCCAGAGCCACCUCUCCUCCGCGUGUGCCACCACCACUGGCAUCCUCUAACACAGCCUGGUACUUCUCUGUAGGCUCCAGCCCCCAAGAUAAAGCAGGGGUGUGUGUUGGGUACACACUCCUUGAGCAGCAAAAUGUUGGCAGCCCCAGGGCUAUCGUGGUUUCCCCAUAGAGCAGCUCUCAGCUCUGGCUGCCUUGCCUGUUCCCUGCUGCUUGCCAGGAGGAAGGUGAUGGGAUGAAAAUUCCCUCAGCAGACUGUUCCUCCUCCAGUUCUCAAUCCCUAAUACCUUUGGCUGAGCAGCCAGAGUUUUGGCAGCUGCAGAGCCCCAGGGCUGACUCACACUGAGGCCACCCACUGGUAUGGUCCUGACUUUCUGGUGGUCCCUCCUGCUUCCAGCAAGGGUGAUGGUGCUGGUGCCGUAACCCAGUGCUGUUCCUUGAACCACCCCUUGCAGCAUACAACUUCUAUUACUUUGGCAAGAAUAAAUCACAGGCAUCUGGACUAGAGAGGGCAUCCAGCUCCAGCAGAGCUGGCUGAGAGGAGAUGUGUUGCCUGGGCCAGCCCUAGGCUUUGGCAAGGGAGCAAAUCCUUCAGGCAGCUCCCUGCCAGGGGUGGUUAAAAGGCUGUGGCAUUACCACCUGUGUGCUGGUAUCAAACUCUUGGCAAACCUUGGUUUCCCUGAGGAUGUGCCGAUGGGGAUUAGGGGCAGCAUUAGCCAAACCCACAGUUGCUACCUACUGGAAGGAGGCUUCACCCUCCGCCUAGGGCUACCCAACUCCUUGCUUUUCCCUCCCCAAGUCACAUCGGGGACAAAUUCCAAUCAGCACCUCAACCUUGUAAUGGCUUUGAGCUUCUAAACCAGCACACAUGAGCAAAAACAAAAACAACAGAUCUGCAGGAAACUGAGAUGAGAAGCGUAAACCCACAGCGAAGGCCUGCAGUGCUCCAUGUGCAUCCCCUUUAGGCUGCUCUGCUCCGAGCAGCUCCCAAGAGAAGUGACGCUUCUGUGCCCAUGUGUGUGUGGCACGGCGCUAAGAGAAGCCGUGUAAGAGUAAAUGGGGCACCUUUCCACCCAGCCAAGGAAAGGGAUUUGAGCGUGAAAUAUUCCUCCUGGAACCCUGCCAAGCCUGAGAUGGCACCUCGACAGCCUUACGCAGACUCUUCAGAUUAUUACACGAGUUAAUGACUUGGAGGAGUUCACCUGUUUUUUUCAAGAGUCUUUACAGUCCCGCCACGCACGUACAGCGCGCCUCGACCCAGGAGCCAUCCCCCUCUGCACCGUGCUGAAAGCAGCUCAGGUGGCAUUUCUCAGCAUCCUCGAGCAGCAAUAGGAUGCAGCUGUGCCCAGAUGCCCACUGGAUCCACGGGGGUCUUCUCCUGAACCUGCACCCGGUGCGGGAACUAUGGACGUUAUGUCACAAAAGGGAAAAAAUAAUAUAUACAUAUGUAAGUAUAUAUAUGUAUGUAUUGCUCUUCUCUUUAUCAAAGCCUUUAACCAAAAGCAUUAAAAGAGGUGGCUGUCUAGUGUUGGGGACAAACCUGUCCAAAGACAGCUACUACAUUCCUGAAACCUCAGCAUUUUUGAAAGCUUUCCUAGAUGGCGAAACAAGAAACAAUCAUUUUCAGUCUCAAAGCACUACAUUUCCCCCUUCGUUAGUGAGAAAUGCCCUUCUGCAGGAUCUCAGCUGCAUUCCUGUGGAAGCUGCAGGAAUGGCCUGUGAACACAAAGAGCUGGGCACUCUGCUGUCCACUUGACUGAUGGACCCAUAGCCCUUCCCAGCCUGUGUCUUGCCCCGUCUGCCUCCCCAUGGGGCCAUGCCAUGGCUGCCUGACCCUUCUUGCUUUGCUCAUGGGCAGUGGGGUAGCAAAUCUUUGCUUCUGUAAGACUCAGAGGUCCUGGGUGCAAAUCUCAUGGCACUAACCCUGCCAUCCCAUUACUUCAGGUGAUCUUUCACAGGCCAGUUGUGUGCCAGACCAUCUCUAAGGAAAAUGUCACUGUGGCCUCAUGCACUUUUAUGGCUUGACUUUGAGAAUUUUCUAUUUUCUUGACUCCCAGAAAGAGGAGUCAUUCCUCCACCAAAAGGAGUUUUCUUUCAAAAUGCAAAGGCAUAGCUUAAAAUACUUUGAAGUCCUGUGCCAAGGGAGGUGGGAAGGAUCAUGAUCAAGGCCCACAGCUCAGAAGAGAAAGUCCAGCAGUCUGGAGCUGGGGCUGCAGUUCCUGGUGUGUGCAGUGGGUGAUGACCAACAGCUCAAGCCCUCAAUAGCUGGUGCUGGUACCCAAAUAUGCUCCAUUUAAAAGAACAACAGUGAUGGGAUCAAUUUGCUGUGGCAUCCAGACAUGAGCCAGUGCCAUGAGGGCUCUUCAGCUGAGAACCAUCCUGCAUGCUAAGCCUGAGGGGAGGGGAGCAAGACUGAUUUGGCAUCGUGAGAAAGGCUGCAAUGUUUUUUCCAUUGAGCUCUGUAUUUUAUUUUAUUUUUUUUUCCCGUUUCAACUGAAGAUUGGAGCUUGGAAAAAUCAUUAAGCAGCAGUGACCAGAGAGAAUCAUGCAGCUCAUCAUAUCUUUGUCAUCACAGCUAUUGAUCAGAGCCACAAUGAAAAUGGGCCAACGACUCUAAACAACACCAGGCAAGAGCCAAUGAGAUGAAGGUCGUUAAGAGCCCUGAUGCUUGAUUCAGGUUUAAAAGCCACAGAUGAUUGGGAGCAGCCCCCGAGACACCAUUUGGCUGUAACUUAGAAACAGUGAGGGAUUUCUGUAAUAUAUCUGUAGUUGCUUUAUUGAGCGUGGGGAUCGGCGUGAGAUUCUGCUCAGUCUAUUAUACAGGCAGCCUAACCAGAAUAAAUCAAAAUUGUGAAAAAAAAAAAACCAAACAACAACAAAAAUACAUUCUAAUCAAGUACUUUUUCAGCUGUGACUUGUAAGUGUCACCGUGAUAGAUGGCAGUGUGAUCCAUUAUGCAAAGACAAGGCUCUUAACAUGAAAUUUUUUAAUUCAAUGUUACGAUUUACAGUGAGGGCCCCCCUUGUAUUUAAGGGCAGAGCCGUUUGGUUUGAUUCAAUCUCUGCCUAAUUGAAACCAGGGCCAGGGAUCUCAGUCACACGGCUGCUUUUUACAUGGGGAGGAGAAAUAAGCACCUAUCACAUUAAUAAUGGAGCUGAAAAGAUUGCUUUACUGGUUAAAUCUUAUUUGGUUUAUCUCCUCACUCUGCCAGCACUGCCAAAACUGGGAAACACGGAUGCUGUGCCUUCGUGCUGGGGCUGGGGUUUGGUGGGAUAAAAUCUGGCUCCCAUUUGGCCAGCAGCAUCCUCCAUCUCACCACAAAUGUGGCCUGGGGCAUUUUUGCUCUUGUUGUUACAGUCCUCCACAGGACAGCAAGUUUUUCAGCAUCUCUUUUUAUUAUAAUCACUCUUUUUAUUAUGUUCGCUAAAUAGUUGUUUGAACAUCCCCCCCUACCCAUUGUACUGAAGAAUUUUCAUGACUUUUGUAAAAAAAAAAAACAACUUUUUUCUGUGUUGUUUGGUUUUUUUCCAUCUCUAGGGUACAUUUAAAGAACAUCAUUUGUGACUGUAAACUUUAAACAGCCACCAUGGAGACAUGUAGCACCCUGUCUAGGACCCCCCAUCUCACUCCUAGAUGAAAGGCCAUUGCAAGUCCUGGGGGUUGCUCCCCCACGGUGCUUUUCCACCCUCUACUAUCCAAGCUGAAAACACCCCAGCCCACCAAGGGAAAUCUUUUGUGUCUCUUGACUGCUUUCCUUUCAUUACCAUAAAACUUCAUGUCAGUGACAAAGCGUUACAUGGCUCAACUGUGAAAUCCCAUCCCAGAGGUCAAUACUUUCCAGGCAGGGGAGCAUAGAAAACCACAAGUGAAAAUUAACUAAAUACACACACACAAUAUAUAUAUAUACAUAUAUAUAUAUAUGUAUGUAUAUGUAUAUUUAUAUAUAUAUUUCCCUCAGAGCUGGAAACUGUUCAAGCAAACAAUAGAAUUUAAAAAAAUAAAAAUAAUUCAAAACUUUUGGGCAGUUCACAGAUGUUGUUGAAAUAACCAAUCAAAGAAUCACACUUUUGUAUUAAAACAAAGCAAACAACAUUUAUUUUGUGUGAGGACUUCUAGUGCAGCUCCAGCCGAGAAGAGGACUUUGUAUCAAAGCUGCAUCUGAAAGCCCAGAACUGCAGACUCUUGUCAUUACCCUGUGUAAUAAUUUUCCUGAAGUCUGGAACUAAUUUUUUGAGAAAUUUUUUUUUCUCGACACUUUUGUGUUUCUAAUACUGUAUUCUUGACUGUGUAAAUACAACCAGGCUGUAAAUAAGUGCAGAUGUAGAUACCUUCUAGAACAAAAAAAAGGAAACAGACAGAAGUGACCGUGUGUAGCCUUCGGUGACAAA